Messenger RNA from Aphidius gifuensis, 2928 nucleotides. It is a transcript of the gene Gycbeta100B, whose product is annotated as guanylate cyclase soluble subunit beta-1. NCBI's taxonomy places the organism in Eukaryota, Metazoa, Arthropoda, Insecta, Hymenoptera, Braconidae. The transcript is spliced from 14 exons. The record is from RefSeq and is a predicted model, not a curated record. Bases 286 to 2097 code for a protein of 603 amino acids. Gene Ontology annotation, molecular function: heme binding; guanylate cyclase activity. Gene Ontology annotation, biological process: cGMP biosynthetic process; response to oxygen levels. Gene Ontology annotation, cellular component: guanylate cyclase complex, soluble.
AUUUUAAAAAAUAUUCAAGUAAAGCGGAUUCGAAACAAAACGAAGAGGAGUUAAAAUAUGUAGUUCAGUGAGUGCGCUGUAUCAACCCCAUUUACAAACCACCCUGAUCCAGGUGGCGCUGUUUUUUAUAUAUACACUGGGAAAAAUCGAUACGUAUCUGUGAGCAGUGAAAUAAACUUGCAGUUCGCGACUCGUGUGCAUGAGGUAAACACGCAUCUUUUAAUGGCCAUUUUAUUGGAAUGAUAAUUAUUGUGAAGAGAUCAACAUUACCUCAUUUACUGGAUCAUGUACGGUUUUGUAAAUUACGCUUUGGAACUUCUUGUUGUCAAGACAUUUGACAAUGAAACAUGGGAAGCAAUAAAAAAAGAUGCUGCUGUCAACAUGGAAGGACAAUUUCUGGUCCGCCAAAUUUAUGACGAUGAAAUUACGUAUAAUAUCAUUGGAGCAGCAGUCAAACGACUUAAAAUCCCUGCAAAUGAAAUAUUGGAACUUUUUGGACGCAUGUUUUUCGAGUUUUGUCAGGACUCUGGAUAUGACAAAAUACUCCAGGUACUUGGAGCAACGCCAAGAGAUUUUCUACAGAAUUUAGAUGCACUUCAUGACCACCUGGGUACUCUUUACCCUGGCAUGAGAGCUCCUUCAUUUCGUUGCACCGAGAGACCUGAGGAUGGUGCCCUAGUUCUUCACUACUACUCGGAUCGACCUGGUCUAGAAUACAUUGUCAUUGGAAUUGUUAAAACUGUUGCAAAAAAAUUACAUGAUACGGAUAUUGAGAUGCAAAUAUUAAAAACAAAAGAUGAAUGUGAUCAUGUACAAUUUUUAAUAACGGAGACAUCAAUGCCUGGUGUUGAAACUAAACAAAUGGUACCUGAUCUUGAGACACUUUCUGUUGAACCAAAAGUUAGUCCAGCAACAUUUUGUCGAGUAUUUCCAUUUCAUUUAAUGUUUAAUCGUGAUUUAAGAAUUGUACAAACUGGAUGUACAAUAACGAGGGUCAUACCGUCAGUAACAACUGGCAAUUGCAAGCUGAGUGAUAUUCUUUUAACUGUACGACCACAUUUAGAAUUGACAUUUGAAAAUAUUCUCUCUCACAUAAACACAGUUUAUGUUCUUAAAACUAAAAAAGGAGUAAUGCGAGUUGAUGCAACUGAGGAAUUUUCAAAUCUACGUUUAAAAGGACAAAUGCUUUAUAUUCCUGAAUCCGAUUUGGUUAUCUUUUUGUGUUAUCCAAGUGUAAUGAACCUCGAUGAUCUGACAAGACGUGGACUUUAUCUCAGUGAUGUACCACUUCAUGAUGCAACAAGAGAUCUUGUUUUAAUGUCUGAACAAUUUGAAGCUGAUUAUAAGUUAACAAGAAAUCUUGAAUUAUUGACUGAUAAACUUCAGCAAACAUAUCGUGAGCUUGAUGGUGAAAAACAAAAAACAGACAGAUUGCUGUACUCUGUGCUGCCAAUAUCUGUUGCAAGUGAAUUGAGACACUCAAGACCAGUACCAGCUAAAAAAUAUGACUGUGUUACAUUAUUAUUUUCUGGUAUCGUUGGAUUUGGUGCUUAUUGUGCUGCUCAUACAGAUUCAAAUGGUGCCAUGAAAAUAGUCAAUAUGUUAAAUCAACUUUACAUUGCAUUUGACGUUCUCACUGAUCCAAUUAAAAAUCCAAAUGUUUAUAAGGUCGAGACUGUUGGUGACAAGUACAUGGCAGUCAGUGGAUUACCCGAACCAUGUCAUAGCCAUGCUCGUUGCAUUGCCAGACUUGCACUCGACAUGAUGGACCUUGCUGCCGAUGGAGUUCAAAUCGAUGGCGAACCAGUUAAAAUUACAAUUGGCAUUCAUAGUGGAGAAGUUGUAACUGGUGUUAUUGGUCAUCGUAUGCCACGUUACUGUUUAUUUGGUAAUACUGUUAAUUUAACAAGUAGAACUGAAACAACUGGAGUACCUGGAAAAAUUAAUGUUUCUGAGGAUGCCUACAGGUAUUUGUGUUUACCAGAGAAUCAAGAUCCGCAGUUCCUGUUGGAAUACCGUGGGCCCAUCACAAUGAAGGGCAAAUCUGACCCUAUGAAUGUGUGGUUUUUAUCAAGAGAAAGGGAAUUACCAUCUUAAAAAAAAAACAACAUACUUUUUCUUUUAUUUUUAUUUAAUAUUUAAUAUUUUUUUUUUAUUUACUCUUCUCUUCCCACACACAACAAUGGUCCGUUAACUGUACGAUGGAACUUUCACAAUAGCAAUAACGUUAAUAAAAAAAAGUUUACUCUAAAAUUGUAAUCUUUUAAAAAUAAUAAAAUUAAAGAUUAUUUAAAAAAAAAAAAAUAUAUUCGAUAUGUGUAUGAAGGUGGAUGUGAUCAAGCCGAAACUUUUUUAUUUAUUUUUUUUUUUUUCAAUUUCUUUUUAUUAUUUUUCAUGUUAUGAUGAGCGAAAAGACAUAACGGUUUUUUUUGCACGGUACAAUUUGCUUUAGCAAGGUUUUUUUUUUUUUUUUUUUGAAUUCAUUUUAUUUAUUUAUUUAUUUAUUAUUAUUUUUUUUUUUUUGCAAUUUGAUUAUGUAGUUUGGUAUUAAAAGAAAAAAAAAAAAACAAAUUUUUCGAUGCACAUUUACUUAAAUUUCGAUCAUCAAAAAAAAAUUUCCAAAGUGCCGAUAACUUUCAUAAAAUUUAUUUUUAUUAUUAUCGUCAGUUUAAAUUUAUUGUUUAUUGUUAAUUUAUUUCAUAUCAGGUUAUUUAUUUAUUUUUUUUACUUUUUAUUAUUUACUUUUUUUUAAAAAGAUUACAAAUCGAAAAUAAAUAUGAAAAAUAAAAGAAUAAAAAGAAAUCGAUAUGUUAAGAAUUAAAAAAAAAAUUAUUUCGUGCAAAGAUCAGUAAUAAUUUUUAAGUCAAGUUAUUAUAUUUUAGAUAAAAAUUUAUUACCACUACAAUUAAUGUUAAAACGAAAAAAAAA